AUGGAUGACAACAUCGUUCUAUUUCAGAAUUUGGAUCGACGCCUAGGCAUUGAAGUUGAAAGCCUUAAAUUUUCUGUCCAAAGGCAGGCAUGGACAAAGCACGACUUCAAGUGUCUUGGGUGGGUGGAGACUAACGACAGCGGAGAUGAGCUAGGAACGAGAAGAGAAUGCUGGCAACGAAUUCAAGCAGGUGAUGCUGGGUAUUGCCUCGUGAUGAAUGCUACUUCAGGUCACGUAUACCAAAUUAUGCAGACGACGAGUCUUUCCCUCAAAGACGACACUCGAUUUACCUGUGAGUUGGCAAAUGCUUUCUCUUCGUUUCGAUUCCAUGCGAAGACCUAUCGUCACGAUCCACCGAUGGCUCUUGACUUUUUCAGUCCGGACGGAAUCGUUAUGGCGGUGUACGAAGGCGUACUCCCCAGUGCAUUUGCAAGUAUUCAUCGUCUACGUGAUGUUGGGUGUAUCCUUCCAAUCGAAAUAUGGUUUCGUCACGAAGAACUACAUCUGGAGAACCCAGUGUUAUUGCUAUUGAUCAAAACGUAUGGACCCAUAUACGUAAGACAAAUCUUCGACGAGCGCAUCUAUGGCUUCAACGUAAAAGUACACGCUCUGUAUUAUUCUCACUUCACUCGCGUUUUGCUGCUGGACGCCGAUAAUUUUGCUUUGCGAGAUCCCACCCCAUUAUUUGCCUCCGAAGCGAUGAAGAAAUAUGGAGCCAUCUUUUGGCCUGACUUUUGGCACCCUGGAAAUUCAAUUUUUAAUCUGCAUGCUCAGAGCUUAGUAUGGGAGCUUUUGGACAUCGAGUACGUGGAUAUGUUGGAACAGGAAAGUGGUCAAUUGUUGGUGGAUCGAGCUAGAAGCAGACCAAUGCUUGAUCAGCUCAUGUUCUACGCGACACAUAAGCCCAAUUUAUUCACGAAAUUAAAACUUGUGUGGGGAGAUAAAGACCUCUUUCGCUUGUCGUGGCUUCAGUUGCGAAAACCAUUUCACUAUAAUGACCGCCGCAUGCCUGGAACUCUGGGUGUCGUGAAUAUCGAUCGUCAACGCUAUUGCGGAGUCACAAUGGUGCAGUAUGAUCUAAGUGGUGAAAACAUGCUUUUUUGGCAUCGAAAUACGAUCAAAAUCAGUGGUCGGCAGGUGUGGCACAUGCUACAAGAACUUCCGCUUCAUGCAAAAGAUAGAAAUCUGCUUCCAAGAAUUCAGUCUUUCAACGGUGGAAAAGUAUUUAGUGAGACAUCAGGCUUCGGAUUAAUGCGCUAUGAGAUGAAUGCGCUGGUACAUACGAAACGAGUGAAUGAAUUGAGCAUUAAUUAUGCCUCGCUGGAGAAAACGCUAAUUACUUACGCACAACAGGCUUAUACGCUUCUUCACGAUCAAAUUUCCGAUGUGUUCUUACAUAACACGUAG
Molecule: messenger RNA, 1407 nt
Organism: Plasmopara halstedii
Lineage: Eukaryota; Oomycota; Peronosporomycetes; Peronosporales; Peronosporaceae
Exons: 1
Coding region: 1-1407 (468 amino acids)
Biological process (GO): mannan biosynthetic process
Cellular component (GO): Golgi apparatus
Molecular function (GO): alpha-1,2-mannosyltransferase activity
Source: RefSeq, a predicted model, not a curated record